GAGUUUGUAACCCUGCUCAAACUCUUGGCUCCUGAUCAUUUCAAUAUUAAUAAUAAUAAUAAUACUAAUACUAGACUUCAUUGAGGGGAGCUCUGAACCCCAGGACUGGGUGCAGCAGCAGCAGCAGCAGGGCUAGUGUGAGUUUGUAACCCUGCUCAAACUCCUGGCUCCUGAUCAUUUCAAUAUUAAUAAUAAUAAUACUAGACUUCAUUGAGGGGAGCUCUGAACCCCAGGACUGGGUGCAGCAGCAGCAGCAGCAGCAGCAGGGCUAGUGUGAGUUUGUAACCCUGCUCAAACUCCUGGCUCCUGAUCAUUUCAAUAUUAAUAAUAAUAAUAAUAAUAAUAAUAAUAAUACUAGACUUCAUUGAGGGGAGUUCUGAACCCCAGGACUGGGUGCAGCAGCAGCAGCAGCAGCAGGGCUAGUGUGAGUUUGUAACCCUGCUCAAACUCCUGGCUCCUGAUCAUUUCAAUAUUAAUAAUAAUAAUACUAGACUUCAUUGAGGGGAGCUCUGAACCCCAGGACUGGGUGCAGCAGCAGCAGCAGCAGCAGCAGGGCUAGUGUGAGUUUGUAACCCUGCUCAAACUCCUGGCUCCUGAUCAUUUCAAUAUUAAUAAUAAUAAUAAUAAUAAUAAUAAUAAUACUAGACUUCAUUGAGGGGAGUUCUGAACCCCAGGACUGGGUGCAGCAGCAGCAGCAGGGCUAGUGUGAGUUUGUAACCCUGCUCAAACUCCUGGCUCCUGAUCAUUUCAAUAUUAAUAAUAAUAAUACUAGACUUCACUGAGGGGAGCUCUGAACCCCAGGACUGGGUGCAGCAGCAGCAGCAGCAGGGCUAGUGUGAGUUUGUAACCCUGCUCAAACUCCUGGCUCCUGAUCAUUUCAAUAUUAAUAAUAAUAAUACUAGACUUCAUUGAGGGGCGCUCUGAACCCCAGGACUGGGUGCAGCAGCAGUAGGGUGAGUGUGAGUUUGUAACCCUGUGUGUUUUUUUAAACACGUCUCUUUGAAUUGCUGUCAGGGUAUCCAGGCAACGUCUUGUUCAUUUUCUUUCCAUAGAGGCUCAUUCCUGGGAACGCUGAUGACGUUACUCCCACAUGGGAUCGGCCUCGUUGUGUCCUGACAGCCCGGCUCCACGCCUCCACACUGUAGUUGUUUCUACAGGCCCGGGAGCAGCAUGAACGCUGGGGGGGGGGGUCUGAUUAUUUAGGACGAGCUCAUUAUGGAAAAAACAAAUCAUAUGACAGCGCAGUAUUGUAAGCUGUCCACACACACACACUCACCCACACAGACACACACACACACACACUCACACACACACACCCACACAGACACACACACACACACACACUCACCCACACAGACACACACACACACACACUCACACACACACACCCACACAGACACACACACACACUCACCCACACAGACACACAGACACACACACACAGACACACACGCACGCACACACACACACUCACCCACACAGACACACACACAGACACACACACACACACACACACACACACACACUGACAAGACACACACUCAGAGGACCCCUCUCUGUGUGAAGUGCGUGGCUCUGAUUCCAGUGCAGGGUUUGGGGUUCAGGGGUUCAGGGGCUCAGGCGCUCACUCACACAGCGGCUCACCUCUCACACAGAUCUGAGGGUGGACUCCUGGCUCUGUGGAUUAGCAGCUGCAGGACUCUCUGUGAACCCAGCUUACCAAGGAGGGGGGCCAUGACAGGUUUCAGCAGAUAUUACAAUGCCGAUCCGGGACUUCCUCAGAGCUUGCCCGCUGUUUCUGACCCUUGCCCUCCUUUCUCUGCGGACGGAGAGCAUCGCUGGCGCGGCCGAGGCAACCGAACCCGCGACCAACAGCACGGCCCGGCCCACCACCCUCCUGCGCCGCAUCCUGGUCGAGUUCGGAGGAGACUACGAAGACGAAGGGGAGGGUGACUCCUCCCCCGGGGGCGGGGUCUCUCUCCAAACCCCGCCCCCAUCGCCAUGCGACUACGACCCUUGCAGAGACGGUCAGGUCCCGUGCGACGAGCUGAGGCGGGACAGUCCGUGUUUGUGUCCCGGCGUCACUUCGGCCAGCGUGGCCCCGGAGCCGCCCAGUUUUCGGGAGGUUAGCCAGCAAGACCCGGCGGCGAUUCUGGUACACUGGUGCGCCCCGGCGUCCGAGGUGGACCGCUACCAGAUCUCUUACUACGGGAGGAAAACCGCAGGAGGAGGAGGGAAGGGAGACGGGUCAGACAACCCGCGGCGGACUGUUGAGUUUGGAAACCGGGUCAGGGCCGCGGUUCUGGACGGUCUGGAGCCCGGGUUGACGUACCACAUCUGUGUUCGGGCCGUUAACAAGGUGAACUCUGGUUCGGCUGAUUCCGGCGCCUCUUCGGCUUGCUCCAAUUACGAGCUGAGGCCCCCAAACCGCUUGUAUUUGUACGCCGGGCUGGCAGGGGGCGCUGUGGUGCUGUUGGCAGCAGCUCUCAGCGUCCUGGCGUUCCGGCGUUGCCGUGCCAACAGGCGAGCCGGCAGAGACGCGAUGGGAUUGGCCAACCCGAGCUACAGUCGCGGGAGCGUGGACAUGCUGUCCAGCUGAAUGGGGCUCGCUGUUGAGAUGCAUAGAAAUCAAUGCAGACAUUUUGCUGUUCGUACUGCCACCUGGUGGACGAUAAAUUGAAAUGUUCAGACUGCCUUACUUUAUCAAAUGGGAAGCGGGGUGGAGUAGCGGUCAGGGCUCUGGACUCUUGACCGGAGGGUCGUGGGUUCAGUCCCAGGUGGGGGGACACUGCUGCUGUACCGUUGAGCAAGGUACUUUACCUAGAUUGCUCCAGUAAAAACCCAACUGUAUAAAUGGGGAAUUGUAUGUAAAAAUAAUGUGGUAUCUUGUAACAAUUGUAGGUCGCCCUGGAUAAGGGCGUCUGCUAAGAAAUAAAUAAUAAUAUUUUUUUUUAAAAUGAAAGACAUUUUAAAUGGUUCAAACUUACAUUAAUAAUAAUAAUAAUAAUAAAAACUGCAGUUAUAAUAUAUGUCCACUAGGUCGCACUGUGUCCUAUGGUAAAAAAAGCUACGUUGCUGAUGUGGUUUGCAAUGGUAUUGUAUGCAAUGGAAAAUUAUUUUUCAGAGAUAUUGUAAUGUCUGUUUCCAGCCACCAGAGGCACUGUCUGCUAUACAAAACCCCCCCAAUCAAACACAAUGUAAUUCAUAUGCAGUAGAGUUUGACCAGCAAGUGCAGUUUACAGGCACACUAUAAAAACAAGCGCUCUCUCUGUGCAAAUCUACAAGUUAUGUAAAUAUCUGUCGUGUAUUUUCUAUUAGAUGCCAUUUCAGUGUUUAGUUUUUUAAAUAUACAAUAUAUUAUUUAUUUUACAGAAUGAUCGUGUUGUUAUUUUUGCUCUUUCUUGUACUGUGCUGUACCGGCUGGUUUUGUGUCAUGAAAUAAAACACAUUUUUUUUAAAAAAAUAUAUAUAUGUAUGGCUUUGUAAGCUGUGAAAAAAUAUCUUAUUUUUGAAAAAAAAAGAAAAGUCGUAAAAAAAAUCUCAAUGGG
Messenger RNA from Acipenser ruthenus (sterlet), 3548 nucleotides. Its product is annotated as LRRN4 C-terminal-like protein. The record is from RefSeq and is a predicted model, not a curated record. Gene Ontology annotation, molecular function: protein binding. Lineage: Eukaryota; Metazoa; Chordata; Actinopteri; Acipenseriformes; Acipenseridae. The transcript is spliced from 2 exons. The coding region runs from base 1760 to 2599 and encodes 279 amino acids.